Cercospora beticola is the source of this 3399-nucleotide messenger RNA. RefSeq lists its product as uncharacterized. The record is from RefSeq and is a predicted model, not a curated record. Lineage: Eukaryota; Fungi; Ascomycota; Dothideomycetes; Mycosphaerellales; Mycosphaerellaceae. Gene Ontology annotation, molecular function: protein binding.
AUGACUGACAAUGUUCCACACGACACCGCUCGAGGUUUCGACAACAUCACAGUAUCCGAGGUCAAGUUGAGCAGCUCCACUGCCAAACACUUUGCCCCAACCAACAUUGGCAUCGAAGACGAGUAUGUCUAUUGCUCCGUCGCCAUCUCUAAGGACAAAUUUCCCCAUGCUCUCAAGUCGGAUACGGAAAAGAAGAUCAUCGAGCAGAAGGCCGUGGACAAGCUUCUCAACGACUGCGGACUUGCCUCAUACACUAUUGUGAACAAGCACAGUUUCUUGGUCAAAGUUGAGAAAUCUGGUCCAAACUCCGGCGCGCCAGUCACAGCUCGACUUAACAGCGGGAAUUACAGCGCAGUAGUCGUUGUGCAUAGAGGCAAAGGCAAAAUUGAUGAGGACGAACUGGACCAGGCUAUCAAUAACAGCAUCUUCGACCCUUCAAACGAAAAGGUCAAGAUGAGCAGAGUCUGGAAUUCCAAGUCUGAGAUGGAUGAAUCCGGUCUGCGCUGGCAUUGGACCGGCGUCAAGUUCUACAACUGCAACAACCAAUUCCACCCACAACUCGCUCAUGAUGACCUGGAAAAACUGUCAUGUGAUUUUGCGAGAAGUCUCGGAAAGCCUGAGAGCGACAUCCACGCAUACCACAUUCCAAUCGAAGCAACGACUAGCUCGACUUUCACAUUGCCGGAACUCACGACUGGCAACGGCCCAACGACGCUCCCAAUAGAGCAUGAGCUUCGCAAGGAUGUUCUGCGUGCGCUGCUCGAGCAGGAGUACAUUGGCGCCAACGGAUCUUUCGACAUCGAGAACGAUCCUGCGACUCUGAUCGAAGGCUUGCAACUUGUGAACGGAAAGGAACGCCGACUCGCCUCAAUCAGCGGAACCACGCCACUGCUCUACGAGAGCGCAUCUUCCAAGCUCUUCUUCAAGCAUGAGCAGACCGUAUCAUCAUUCAUGCUAGAGUGCUUCGGCAACGGCAGAAAACUCGACCUGCCUCACGACAACAAGAAAUUCAACAAAGCUCUCAAGGGCAAGCGUGCCAAAUUCCUGGUCAAGGGAGAAUGGCAGACAAAACCCAUCGCCAAAGUCGAAACCACCUUGGUCAAAGAUGUUCUCGAUGAAAAGAAGUAUUCGGCUUGGCUGCCUCAAGGUCACGACGAACCCGACUUGCCUUGCCUGAAUGUCGGUACUGAAGCAUAUCCAAGAUUCAUGCCUCCCGAAAAGUGCAUUUUGCUACCCGGUCAGACAUUCGCCAAACCUAUCACCAAUGCCAUCCGUACUCAGCUGGACGGGCAGCAGACCAGCACUGGCUCGACCACCCUUGAACAGACUGCGUAUGCCAUCAGCAGUGUCAAUGUGGGCACACAGGACAAGGACUCCCGCAAGAGCGCGCUGGAAAAAGUCUUCCAGGGUCCUUUCGGCAAGAAAGUCAAGGUUUGCUUCGUCCAAUUCAAGGACGACUCGCCUCCAGAAGGUGCUUUGGAAGAGUUCCGGAAAUGCGUUGUCAACAUUCCAACUGUUAAGGAUCUGGGCUCCGCAAGCUGGGAAUCGUUCACGCUGCUUCUCAGCUCAUCAGAGAGCAACUGGACUGCUGAAAUCAAGAAGAUGGCAAAAGAUCAUGCCACAUCCGGCCAGAACCUCAUUGCCGUCGUUCUUCUCGGUGAAAGCAGUGACAAGUUCAACAAAUUUGCCGCCUACGAAAAUCUGAAGCGCAUCUUUGAUAUCGAGGUCGGCAUGGGAGCCUACUUUUUGACAGCCAAGCAUCUGCAAAAGAAGGGAGUUCAAGGAGCCACUGGCGAACUCGUUCGUCGCAUGUCGACUCGCCACCUUCCAAAGGGCUCGGCCAAGAAAGGAGCCUCGAAGCUUGAGAUCGCCAUCCACAUCGAAGAGAUCGCUUUGCAAAACGAAUCGCCCUCUGGCUAUCUUGUGGCCAUUGCUGCGAAGGAUGCAUUGUCCAGCAGUGGGUACCGCACAUCUAGAGAGCUCGUUCGCACAGAGGACAUGGACCAAUACGACCUUGCCGCCCAAUUGUCGGAAUUCCUGGACAACAGAUUCAAAUUCGGCUCGGACGGCACAGAACUGACCCAGAUUACCAUCAUCCGCUCUGGCUACGUCGUUGAGCAGAGACCUGGCGAGCUCAAGAAGGAAUCUGACAAAAUCCAAGACGCUGCGCAAGCGCAUAUGGCUCAUGGCGGGCAAUUUUCACACCUCAUUCUCGACAAUGCCGCGGCCGACACUUUGAUCAGCCAGAAGGACGCCAGCAAAGUGUCAAACCUAAAAACGCUUGUACUGACAGAUGCUGAGAUUCGGAGCGAUGGAAGCACUCGCUUCUUCCGUGUUCACCGUCCUCAGCACACCCAGAACGAUCGUACAAAGCUCCAGACCACUGCCAUCGGCAUGAUCUUGACUGGUCACCGUCUUGAUGGAACCGAAUUUGCCAUCGAAUCGAAGCCACCAAGUCGCCACGACUCUGCUGAAAGCCUGGUCGCAAGUGGACAAGAACAGAAAUCCACGCCAAUCGUCAUCUCACCAAAGUUCCCUCCUGGCCUGAAGCCCCAAACUCGGCACCUGAGGAGCCGUGCAAUUCGCAACAAGGAGAACGAGAUUCCGAGUCUUGUACCAACCAUAGCUACCUUCCCAUCUUCCAAGAAGCCUGUUCCUGAACGCAGAACUCCAAGCAACCCAGAGACCAUGCGCAAGAUCUCCACAGGGUCUGACCCAUUCGGACCUCCUCUGUCUCCUACAGGCAAUUCCCCAGCCAAGACUCCCUCACCUCUUUCCGAACGUCGAAUCCCAAGCAAUCCAGAGACCAUGCGCAAAGUCUCCACAGGAUCUUCCUCAGAUGGGUUAUCCUUGUCUCUUACAGACAACGACACACCAGCGCGAAAGAGGCAUGUGCGCACAUCCGACUUCGAAAUCCACAUUGCUCCGGAGAUCUUCCAAGGCCCGGUCGUCGAGCAAGACUCAAAGAAGCAAGAGCCUCUGACCGCAGCCGAAAUGGAGCGAAUCGGUCAUCUUUGGAAAGAUCAUCUUCUUGACCUCAAUGACCAGAAGUAUCCUGUUGUCACUCAUCUUGCUCACGCUGUUGCCAAGCGUGCGAAGUUGCAUGUCAAGCUCGUGAGCGGCAAGCCUGUCCUUUUCCCAGUCCAUGCGGAAGUUGCGGACACGCUUUACUUCUUGUAAGGGUACAUCAAGAUCAGGGAUUGACUCCAACUCUUGAGCUUCCAAGGUUGCACUGCUUCCUCUUCUUUCGACUGACUCCUUGCACUUCUCUCGACUGGCUGCUUCGUCUUCUUUCGACUGGCUGCUUCUCCUUCUUUCGACUGACUGCUUCCACUUCUCUCGACUGUUUUCAACAUACUCUAUCGUGCGACAUUCACUUCUUGCACUCCUUUGAUCGAC